UGAGCUUAUUAUCACUAAACGCUCAGAUCCUCUGGACAUCGACGUUUCCUGAGGGCGUCGCGUUUGCCUACAUCAGAGUCACUGAAGGAAUCAUAUACAUAAAUCCCGAUGUCAGUUCGAAAUACGCUGGUACAACCAAUGUUGGUCUUAUCCGCAGUGGUCAUCACUUUGCCCCCCCCCCCCACACACACACAGACUCAUCCACUGGUGCCACGUAAGCCUCGUAUUUGUGAAGCAUGGUGGCGUGCAGUCUGCCGACGGCAUCACACUCUCUGGGACGCUUGUCAUUGAAUAUAAUCCAAGUGGCCCCCAGUGCUAUAGUGUCUUGGAUCAAGACCUUCUCUAACCAGUACCACUCUUCAACCACCAGUCAGGCAUAUUUUUUUAUGCUGGUGCUGCAAAUUAGAACGUGCUCAAGUGAUUUGCAUCAAGUACAGACCGGUGGAAAUCGUGCACAGGCAGGUUUUUUGGCGUCGACCAACCCCCUUUGGAUCGUUCACCCUGGCCCUUUCAUCGGUACUUUUCCCGCUGGGUGGUCUGCGGAAUGUCAGACAAUACUGACGUCGACGAGUUCAGUGGUUUCAAGGCGUGAUUAUUUUUUCCCAUCUUGCGCAGAAUGGCUCUGGAGAGCUGAAGGGCUCCUCGCUGAUUUGAAAGCAUCAUAUUUUGCAAUUGUUUGAUUGUGAACAGUCGAUGCAUCGUUUAUGUUUGAUUUAUGCCAUCAAUGCCGAUGUUUUUGAGGUGCCUCGAGCA
This is a messenger RNA of Suillus discolor, 753 nucleotides long. RefSeq lists its product as uncharacterized. The record is from RefSeq and is a predicted model, not a curated record. The coding region runs from base 237 to 680 and encodes 147 amino acids. The transcript has 5 exons. Lineage: Eukaryota; Fungi; Basidiomycota; Agaricomycetes; Boletales; Suillaceae.